UGUUAAUUCGCUGUCUCUCCACUUUUCUAUAUUCGACCAGAGCCUCCUAUUAGGCCAUUCCCAUCCCGAACUCGGACAUGUUUUUCGGUGCUGAGACGGGCUACGCAAUCUCCGAGUGGCCGCCCACUCGUUUCAACUUCCAACUCAUAAAACCAACACGUUCCCUCGCACAGCCAUCACUCAACAUUCCCAGCAAAUUACCAAAUGUUAAUAUAUGGUACGCUUGUAUAAGACACUUGAAUAUUUUGUUGUCAUCAAUACCUUUAUCUCUCCCCGCCCUCGUCAGUCCCUUGAGGGAUCCGAAACGAACAUGAUCAACGCUCUCCGCAACGUCGUGGUGGUUGGAGGCUCGUAUGUCGGGGUCAAUGCUGCAAAAGAAUUGGCGAACUUGCUCCCGUCAACCCACCGCGUCCUUUUGAUCGAGCCACAUAGCCAUUUUCACCAUCUAUUCGCCUUUCCUCGGUUUGCAAUCCUACCAGACCAUGAGCACAAGGCCUUCAUUCCCUACAAGGGCGUCUUCUCGGCAGCACCUGACGCCUCCCGACAUGCUGUCGUGAAGGCAAGAGUGGUGUCACUCCAGGCCACGCAACUCACCCUUGAUCGUGAGUGGGAGGGUUCGCGACUGGUCUCUUUCGAGUACCUUGUGGCUGCAUCAGGGACUCGGUUGCCCGCCCCUGGAUCGAUGCAGAGCAACGAAAAGCCUCCAUCAGUCGAUUACUUCAAAGUGCACCAGGAAGGAGUAAAGAAGGCACCGUCGAUUCUCAUCAUUGGUGGUGGAGCAGUCGGUGUGCAGAUGGCAUGCGAUUUGAAGGAGGUCUAUCCUGACAAGGAGAUCACGUUGGUGCAUUCCCGGGAUGUACUGAUGCCAGUCUAUCAUGAGAAACUGAGUAACAUCAUAAAAGACCGUUUCAAGGAGCUUGGCGUCAACCUGGUCACUGGGUCGCGCGUCAUCGUCCCACCAGCCGGAUUCCCCACAGAUGGCCGCGCUUUCGAGGUGGAGCUCAAGGACGGUCAAAAGCUCUCCACCAAUCUGGCCAUCCUGGCCACAGGCCAGACACCCAACAAUGGAUUUCUCAGCAGCCUCCGUUCCUCGUCGAAGGACUCGCUCAUUAACCCCGCCAACGGCUUCAUUCGUGUGCUGCCCACCUUCCAGUUCCAGGAUCCCCUGUACCCCAACAUGUUCGCCAUUGGUGACAUAGCGGAUUCCGGGGCCCACAAGGCGGCGAAGCCCGGCAUGGGGCAAGCCUCUGCGGCGGCCAGGAAUAUCGUCGCCAUGAUUGAGGGGAAGGCGCCCAGUGAGACGGUCGCCGUAGCACCGCCGGCUAUUCAUCUGACUCUCGGCUUGACGAAAAACAUCAUUUUCAGGAAUCCCAAUCUCAAGGAGGGAGCGACAGAGCCGUUCACCAAUCUGAAAGACGAUGGCCAAGCGGAUAUGGGAAUCGAGGGAGUCUGGGCGAAGAGAGGUGUUACCGUUGCCAGCCCCCAAGAAUAUCACUUGUGAGGGAGCGAGGUUCAGUUACGGGUCCAUGAUCGGACGAUUUUCGUUUGUCUCUUAAACUAAUGGAGAAUACAAUGUCGAGCUUGGAAGACUAGAGCUGCUUUACUCGGAGAGGGGAGAAGAUGGCUGUAUAGAGCCAUGAUACAAUAGAACCAACACUUCAGUCCCCCAGAGCGAUGUCCUGCUCAUCUGCGCCCACCUGUCCAGGCCGCCGUCCCCCUACCAAUCGCGCUCCGUCGUCUCG
Molecule: messenger RNA, 1742 nt
Organism: Phialemonium atrogriseum
Lineage: Eukaryota; Fungi; Ascomycota; Sordariomycetes; Cephalothecales; Cephalothecaceae
Exons: 7
Coding region: 215-1501 (428 amino acids)
Cellular component (GO): cytoplasm
Molecular function (GO): electron-transferring-flavoprotein dehydrogenase activity; flavin adenine dinucleotide binding
Source: RefSeq, a predicted model, not a curated record